CAGUCUCCGUCGCUUUCACUGCAUGUCAGCUCUCUCACACACACACACACACGCGCGCAUUAUACACUUUUUUUCCCCCCUCCUUUACAGCAAUUUUUCUUUUUUUCCCCCCCUUUUUUAAACUCUGCGGAAGAGUAGCGCGUUCAAACUCGGAAUACAUUCUGGGAAAAAUUUUGGGACUCUGCUGUAUUAACACCGGAGGUUUCAGUGUAUGUGUGUGUGCGCGCGCCGUGUAGUUUAUUUAUUAUUAUUUACCCCCAGCGAUGUCGACGGCAGCAGCAGCUGCGGUGUGUGGCCCUGCUAUUGCCGGCGGCGGCGGCGGCCCGAUUCCCGGAGCCGGAGCCGAGCUGGUCCGCGGGCAGGCCUUCGACGUCGGGCCACGGUACAUCAACCUGUCUUAUAUCGGCGAAGGCGCUUACGGGAUGGUUUGUUCGGCGUAUGAUCGGGAUAAUAAAGUGCGCGUGGCCAUAAAGAAGAUCAGCCCGUUCGAGCACCAGACGUACUGCCAGCGCACUCUCCGCGAGAUCAAGAUCCUGCUGCGCUUCAAACAUGAGAACAUCAUCGGCAUCAACGACAUCAUCCGCGCGCCCUCCAUCGACCAGAUGAAAGACGUCUACAUCGUGCAGGACCUGAUGGAGACCGAUCUGUACAAGCUGCUGAAGACACAGCAUCUCAGCAACGAUCACAUCUGCUACUUCCUGUACCAGAUCCUGCGUGGCCUGAAGUACAUCCACUCAGCCAAUGUACUCCACCGAGACCUGAAGCCCUCCAACCUGCUGCUCAACACCACCUGCGAUCUCAAGAUCUGUGAUUUCGGGCUCGCGCGUGUAGCCGACCCGGACCACGAUCACACCGGGUUCCUCACGGAGUACGUAGCCACACGCUGGUACCGUGCCCCGGAGAUCAUGCUCAACUCAAAGGGUUAUACCAAGUCCAUCGAUAUCUGGUCAGUGGGAUGUAUUCUGGCUGAGAUGCUCUCAAACCGACCCAUAUUUCCUGGCAAGCACUACCUGGACCAGCUCAAUCAUAUUUUAGGUAUCCUUGGCUCUCCCUCACAAGAAGACCUGAACUGCAUCAUCAACAUAAAGGCCAGAAACUACCUGCUCUCUCUGCCGCUGCGCUGCAAAGUGCCCUGGAACCGUCUCUUCCCUAACGCCGACCCUAAAGCGUUGGAUCUGUUGGACAAGAUGCUGACCUUUAACCCCCAUAAGAGGAUUGAGGUGGAGCAGGCCCUGGCGCACCCCUAUCUGGAGCAGUACUACGACCCAACUGAUGAGCCUGUCGCCGAGGCUCCGUUCAAAUUCGACAUGGAGCUUGACGACUUGCCCAAAGAGACCCUCAAGGCGCUCAUCUUCGAAGAAACGGCACGCUUCCAACCAGGCUACAGACCAUAACAUAACCGACUACAUCUACUACAUCUCCAAAUUUCACUCUCCGCAUACUAUUCUUCUUCUUCUUCUUUUUCCCCAUCAUCAUUAUUACAGUUUUUUCUCUCUCUCUUAUUCUCUCCUACUUUUUUUUUUUUCUAGAUCAGAAUCGCUCUGGAUUUCUGUCUCCUCUCUUCUCUCCUGUCUUCAUCCUCUUUCCUCUGUCUCCUCUGAGAUUUGAGUUCAAACAAAGUGCGUGUGUGUGUGUGUGUGUGUGUGUGUGUGUGAGGUGAAACACGGAGUGCAGGCUGACCAGAAUAUCAUCGAGGAUUCGCUUCUUCGGACGAAACUCUUCUUAUGCUUCAGUAAAAAGCCUGUGAUCGUGUAACUGCUGUGCUUAAUUAUUAUUUUCUUUUUAAGAGCUUCUUGUCAGUCUCACUCCCGCUUUCCCGUAAAGCAUCCGUAAAGCCAUUUUCAAGUCGACGCCAAAUUUGGGGUUAAAAAAAAAAAAAAACCCCAAACAAACCCACAGUUCAGUUUGCCACGGUGCCACAUGUAUAAGGCUUUUAAUUAAACUUCUUCAGCUAACAUGCCACGUGCCCCUUAACUAAUACGGUAAUAUAACAAGUUUGUUUGGUUUUGUUUUUUUUUUUUUAAAUGGAAUAUUGUAUUACUGAUUUAGUAUAGCGUAGACAUUCCUUAAAUGUUCCAGAUUGGUUGCUGUUUGGAAAAAUAAAAUAACAAGAGCUCAAGCACCAAAGACAAACGGGUUAUUUGGGCACUUGCAGGGGAGGAGUGGAUAGAAUUAUUAUUAUUAUUAUUUUUAUUAUUAUUUUGGUCCAUAUAGUUAAUAGAGGUAGAUAUAGAGAUGAGCUCCGAAUCAUGUCGAAGCACACACAGGGCUAUCAGGGAUGGAGGAAUGGAGGGAGAAAGGGGGGGGGGGUGUCAAAUAUUCUCAAGGGGUAAUUUGUGGCUACAUGUUGCCACGAUAAAAAAUCAACAACAACAGAUUAUUACUGAAACAUGAGCUAAAAAGUACAGUGCCUCGUCGUUUUUGUUUUCUUUUUCUCUCCUUUAUCUUCGUGGCUCUUUUUGCUUUCCUUUUCCAGUGUGUUCCUGCCCUCUCUUUGUCUCUCUCGUCUUCUCUCAAUAAGACUGUGUCCUUGCAUGACUGUUAAAAAAAUCAAAUAAAAAAAAAAGAGGGGGAAAAAAAAAAGCUUUCUAUACAAAGAACAUGGAGGUGCCACACUGCUGGGGAUUCCACUUCGGGACUCUCAGGUCUUUUUUUUUUUUGUUGUUGUUGGUGGUGGUGGUUCUUUAUAUUCCCGCAAUCUUUUCUUCUUUCGUCGUUGCUAUUGUUGGGGGUUUUUUGUUUUGUUUUGUUUUUUUUUUUUUUAAGUUCCCUCCUUCAACUUUUUCAAGCUUUCAGAACAUUUCGGAGAGUAGAUUUUUAAGAAACUCGGUCGGGUUAAGCGGGAGAGCAAGACGACAGAGUGACGUGGACGUAACGUGUCCAGCCAUGGAGAUUUUCACUACACAGCAAACCUCACCUUUUACUCGGCGCCAAUCAAAGCCACGCUUUCUCACGUUAAAUCAGUCAAAGUCGUGGACCUUAUAGAGCAAACUAGCACUUAUCGACUGAACAAUACAAAGAAAAUGAGUUUAGAGAACGAGAAUCAGGCUGCUCUUGGGUUCACUGCUGUUUAUAUCCAGCAUAGCGCCAUCUAGUGUGAGGUGCUAUAGAGGACAUUGUUCAGUUAUUAGAGCAGAGAAAACUGGCUGGGUUUUUUUCUUUUCUUUUCUUUUCUUUUCUUUUAUUGUUCCUGAAAGGCACUGCAAAAUCCUGUAAGAUAGCUUCAGCCAAGUCCAUGUGCAGCCUGUCUGUUCUGUGUGCCUUUACUCAUUAUAAAUAACGGUUUAUUAUCGUGCAGUUUUGUUUCGUCGGGGAUCAGUUGUGAUUUUUUUUUUUUUUGUGGUAUAUUCUUAUAUACAUAUAUUUAAAAAAUAAAAAUACAUUUAAAAAAAAAAAAAAAAAAGGAAAAUCAACAACAACAACAAAAAAAAAUCUUAACUCUGAUUUAUGUCAUUUUAAGUCCAGCGCUUUUGUGAUUUUUGUGAUUGAGUUUGGGAAAGUAUUAAUUAAGUAAUUAAUUAAAAACAAGGCUUUUAUUUCAGCCUCGAGUUGCCCCGCUGCUCUUUUUUGGUGGGGCACUUCUUGAGCUUUUUGAAGAAUUUUUUUUUUUUUUUUUUUUAUUGUAAACUGAAUGUCAUGUUUCUAGUGGUUAUUAAUCUUGUUACAGAAUUGUAGCCACAUAUUAAACUCUUCUGUAAGUAAUGUUCUAAACCAUGGAAGACUUGUUGUGGAUUUCACUUGCAGGUUUAAAGUUUCCCCGCCUCUCCCUCGGCUCUCGCCUUCACUGGGGGUGUUGAUGUAAUCAUUUGGGGAAACGUUAUAAUUGAAUAUUAAUAUCUAAUUAAAAUAUGUUGCACCUUGAAGAAAAAAGUAAUUACAGAUUACAGUAAUUACAGAUUUUUUUUUUUUUUAAUUACUACUACUACUACUACUACUACUACUAUGGGGGUAAUUUAGCAUCUGCCAAGUCAUGUAACCUGAACACACCAGAAUAAACACUGUAUCCUGUUUCA
Molecule: messenger RNA, 4013 nt
Organism: Ictalurus furcatus (blue catfish)
Lineage: Eukaryota; Metazoa; Chordata; Actinopteri; Siluriformes; Ictaluridae
Gene: mapk1
Product: mitogen-activated protein kinase 1
Exons: 8
Coding region: 264-1394 (376 amino acids)
Biological process (GO): intracellular signal transduction; protein phosphorylation
Cellular component (GO): cytoplasm; nucleus
Molecular function (GO): MAP kinase activity; ATP binding
Source: RefSeq, a predicted model, not a curated record